Messenger RNA from Triplophysa rosa, 2016 nucleotides. It is a transcript of the gene ccng2, whose product is annotated as cyclin G2. The transcript is spliced from 8 exons. Gene Ontology annotation, biological process: mitotic cell cycle phase transition; regulation of cyclin-dependent protein serine/threonine kinase activity. Lineage: Eukaryota; Metazoa; Chordata; Actinopteri; Cypriniformes; Nemacheilidae. Gene Ontology annotation, cellular component: cyclin-dependent protein kinase holoenzyme complex; cytoplasm; nucleus. The coding region runs from base 158 to 1150 and encodes 330 amino acids. Gene Ontology annotation, molecular function: cyclin-dependent protein serine/threonine kinase regulator activity. The record is from RefSeq and is a predicted model, not a curated record.
CUACGUGACAGGCCCAUUGGGCGGAGCCAAAAUCAACAUCAACAAAAGGAAAGGAAAGAGAAGCUCAGAAAAACAGAAGACUCGGAUAUACAGACGCAAUAUGUCCUUUUAACAUUUCUGGUGUUUUGGAGAAGCAAAACCCAGAAAUUUUGAAAACAUGGAUGCCUUUAAACUGAUGAAGGAGCUGAGGGCGAAUUUGGAGCAGGAGGUUUAUUAUCUGCCCAAGGAAACUGGACUUAGUUUGAUCGAAUCCACCCAAGAGAACGGUAAUGGAGUUUCAGCCAAAUGUCGAGAUGCGCGAGUGGAGGAUCUCUGGAGCUUGACCAGUUUCUUCGGUUACAGCACUCAGACCUUCGUACUGGCCGUAAACCUGCUGGAUAGGUUUCUAGCCAUGAUGAAGGUCCAGCCAAAGUAUCUGGCAUGUAUCAGUAUAAGCUGCCUCCACAUCGCCGCCCGGGUGACCGAGGAAGAGUGCAACGGUUCCUCCAGCCACGAGCUCAUUCGCAUCAGCCAGUGCAAAUUUACCGUCUCGGACCUCAGCCGCAUGGAAAAGAUAAUUUCGGAGAAACUGAACUUCCAGUUUAAAGCCGUCACAGCCUUAACCUUCCUGCAUUUGUACCACGCUAUCAUACUUUCACAUACCUCCAGCAGGAAAAACGUCCUGAAUCUCGACAAACUAGAAGCCGAGUUGAAAGCCUGCCUGUGCAGAAUCAUUUUCUCCAAAGCAAAACCUUCGGUGCUUGCCUUAUCUCUUUUGAUGCAAGAGAUCGAUGCCUUAAAGUCAUCAGACCUGCUAGAGAUCGCCCACAGCAUACAGAGACAUCUGAAGAUCUCUAAAGCUGACCUGGCGUACUGGCGAGGUCUGGUAGACCAGUGCAUGAGGGAGUAUUCCUCUCCUGAAUGUUCCAAACCUGACCACAGGAAACUGGUCUGGAUCGUGUCGCGGAGAACGGCACAGAAUUUGCACAGCAGCUACUGCAGCAUUCCCGAGCUGCCCACCAUCCCGGAGGGGGUCUGGGACGAGAGCGAGAGUGAGGAUUCGAGUGAGGACUUGAGUUCUGGGGAAGAGAGUCUGAGCAGCUCCCUAGGAAGUGACGCAGAAGGGACCUACUUCCCUUCUAACUUCCUGUCCCAGCGCCGCAGGCUGUAAUACAUUCUAAACCACUUGCCGAGGAGCACAGCCAACAGUGAGCGUGAUGGAGUGAACUCUGGAAGCUACAGAUGAGCGUGGCUUCUGUGUUAUCUUCCAUGACGCCAGUCUUCUCUUGGCUGAAAACCUAGCGUUGAACAGCAAGGUGCCAUUGUGCCUGGGUUCAGUGAAACCACAGAGUCCAAAGUUGUAUUCAGAACUUCUCGGGCUUAACCAAAGCCUGUCCGCAUACUGUAAACAUCUCUUUUAAUUACUCGUGUUAAGCUAAAGUGAGGACAGUGGCAGCUACAUUUUUAGACAAAAAGGAAAAAAAAAGACAUACGUGUAGCCGUAGUGUUAGUAGUAGCUGGUGCAUGUCCGGAUUUGUCAACAUUCCAGGCAGCUCAAUUGAACUUAUCCAAGGUACAGUAGACUGUUAUUUAAUAACCUAGGACUUGUACUUUGGUGCUUUACACAGUUUUGCAAAAUGAUUGUUAAUGUGUGACCGAGUAAGCCGUACGCUUGAAGAACUGCUGCUUUCUGAGGCGGUGUGCACGGUGUUCGCAAAUAAGCGUGUUUGUUUAUUUUUGUGCGUAUGUGAGUGCGAUGUCGUUAAUCUACUUGCCAAUUUAGUACAAGUGUCACAUUAGCCGAUGUGUGCGUGUAUGAACAAUUACUGUACGUUGAAAAUGUGCGUUGCACAAAAAAGCCUAAAAAACCUUAAAAUGUAAAAAGGUCUAUAUAAAAAUGUACAUUUGUAUAAUGUAAAAAUGCAUAUACACGUUAUGUAUAGCAUCUUGUAGAUAUUAACUUAUUAUUAUUUUUGUCAUGGUAAUAUGAAAAAAAGAUGUUCAAGAAUAAAAAAGCUAUUUUGAAAUUCACGUCUC